Molecule: messenger RNA, 2136 nt
Organism: Magnolia sinica
Lineage: Eukaryota; Viridiplantae; Streptophyta; Magnoliopsida; Magnoliales; Magnoliaceae
Product: violaxanthin de-epoxidase, chloroplastic
Exons: 7
Coding region: 90-1832 (580 amino acids)
Biological process (GO): xanthophyll cycle
Molecular function (GO): violaxanthin de-epoxidase activity
Source: RefSeq, a predicted model, not a curated record
UCUCGUCUCCACACGAUUUUCCUUAUCAACUUCCCUCGCUUCCUUUUCCACACGUUUUUCUCUCCUCUCUCUUCUCUGCAACUCUCGCCAUGAAAAGCAACCUUUCCAUUUCUCAUUCGAUCCAAUCCUCCCUCUCUCAUCGCCAAAUCCACGAGGUUUGCACUCAAACACUGAAAUUUACGACAACCCAAAUGAGAAUGCUAAUUCCAGAUGGACCAUCUUCAAGCACCAAAAUGAAUGGACGCUACGUGCUAAUGGGGCACACGUGUGUGCGAUCCGGGACGUUCGUUUCAACACAUCCCAUCCAAGAAAUUAGGAUGGCCCACUCAUCAGGUUGCAUUUGGAAAAGACAGUUUAAUAUGGCAUCUGUUGCAAGUUCAUCCUGUUUCUCUCUUGAUGAAAGUAUCGUUGGAUGUCUUGAACCACUCCCUACAAUCAGCAAAAGGAUGCUCAGAAGUGCCGUCCAAUGCCAUCGUAAUCUGGUCAAGGUGUCAUUGUGGUCCAAUCACAGUCUCUCAAGGAUGACCCCUUCGACAAGAACUUGUAGAAAGCGUUCUCAAUCGGACUGUAGAGCAUCAUGUCUCAUCUCAGGCGGGAGACGGAAGAUUGUUGCAGCGAGGAGUGUUGAUGUUGGCAUCAGCAAUUCUGAGGUUUUUGUAUUUCCACAGGUUGAGGUGGAAGCAGGAUUUUCAACAUCGACCUUAUCGAAUGUUGCAAGGCAUUGGAGGCAGUUGCAGGUUAUGGCAGCAGCUGGCUUAGUAGCAUGCACAAUUUGGGCCGUCCCAUCAGCGGAUGCAGUUGAUGCGCUCAAGACAUGUACCUGUCUAUUGAAGGAAUGCAAGGUGGAACUGGCCAAGUGCAUCUCCAAUCCCUCUUGUGCAGCCAACAUUGCAUGUCUGCAGACGUGUAACAACCGACCCGACGAGACCGAAUGUCAGAUUAAAUGCGGGGAUCUGUUUGAGAACAGCGUUGUUGAUGAAUUCAACGAGUGUGCCGUCUCUCGAAAGAAAUGCGUUCCUCAGAAGUCGGACGUUGGAGACUUCCCAAUCCCGGAUCCAUCAGCACUCGUUAAGAGCUUUAACAUUGCAGAUUUCGCAGGGAAGUGGUAUAUAACGAGAGGCUUGAAUCCAACAUUUGAUGCCUUUGAUUGUCAGUUGCAUGAGUUUCAUGUGGAGUCCGGCAAACUAGUGGGGAAUCUAACAUGGAGGGUGCGGACUCCUGAUACCGGAUUCUUCACUCGAUCGGCGAUGCAGAAAUUUGCUCAGGAUCCAAUGCAGCCUGGGAUUCUCUACAAUCAUGACAAUGAGUAUCUCCACUAUCAAGAUGACUGGUAUAUUCUGUCAUCGAAGAUAGAGAACAAGGCCGAUGAUUACGUAUUCGUAUACUACCGUGGAAGGAAUGAUGCAUGGGAUGGGUAUGGCGGCUCCGUCUUGUACACAAGAAGUGCAGUCUUGCCUGAGAGCAUAGUUCCUGAGCUAGAGAAGGCAGCAAAGAGCGUUGGCCGAGACUUCAGCGAGUUCAUCAAGACAGACAACACUUGCGGGCCCGAACCUCCCCUUGUAGAAAGGCUGGAGAAGACAGUGGAGGAAGGAGAGCGGACUAUCAUAAGAGAGGUCGAACAGAUCGAAGAGGAGGUCAAGGAGGUGGGGAAGACUGAGGCGACAUUGAUCCAGCGGCUGGCGGAUGGGUUUAAGGAACUUCUGAUGGAUAGAGACAAUUUCUUGAGAGAAUUGAGUGAGGAAGAAAUGAAGGUUUUGAAGGGACUGAAAAUGGAGGCGGCCGAAGUGGAGAAGGUGUUUGGGCAGGCGCUGCCAAUAAGAAAGUUAAGAUAGCUAGAUUAAGAUGUUCUUUGGAUUGACUCCAUUGUAAGAAUCUUCUUGUUGCACUGAACAUUGUGUUAGGAAAGGCUUUUUGGCCUGAAAUCUGUGCUUUAUGCAUGUUCAUGUACUGGUACUUGGCUUCCACCAUGACAAACUCCAUUUGAAUUUCCUCAGGAUGGAGGAUUUCUACUUGGGGGUCUUCUCACAGGUCUCUUUGAGAAAUAAGUGGUUGUUGCUAUUGUAUAUGUGCCAUUAAUUGCAUGGGGAAACCUGCAAUGUGUGGCCGUGUUUGAAUAAAAAACAGCAAUUUUAUUUA